Molecule: messenger RNA, 5793 nt
Organism: Python bivittatus (Burmese python)
Lineage: Eukaryota; Metazoa; Chordata; Lepidosauria; Squamata; Pythonidae
Gene: ERLIN2
Product: ER lipid raft associated 2
Biological process (GO): SREBP signaling pathway
Cellular component (GO): endoplasmic reticulum; endoplasmic reticulum membrane
Molecular function (GO): cholesterol binding; ubiquitin protein ligase binding
Source: RefSeq, a predicted model, not a curated record
GCGGUCCGCGUGGCUGUUUCCUGCUGGGCCGGCGCCUCGCUUCCUCCCUUCCCUCUCGGCGGUCCUCCGGCCGGGCUCCGCGCCUUCUUUCCAGCUGUUACUUUCUCAGGGAUGACUCAGUUAGGUGCCAUUGCCGCUUUGGCUGUCAGCCUAGUGGCAGCUGCUCUUUUUUCUGCAGUGCACAAGAUUGAGGAAGGACAUAUUGGUGUUUACUACAGAGGAGGUGCUCUCCUGACAUCCACAAGUGGACCUGGUUUCCAUCUAAUGCUCCCCUUCAUAACUUCCUAUAAAUCAGUACAGACCACCUUACAAACAGAUGAAGUAAAGAAUGUUCCAUGUGGCACAAGUGGAGGAGUAAUGAUCUAUUUUGACAGAAUUGAGGUUGUGAACUUCCUGAUCCAAAGUGCUGUAUAUGAUAUAGUGAAGAACUAUACUGCAGACUAUGACAAAGCUCUCAUCUUCAACAAGAUCCACCAUGAGCUCAACCAGUUUUGCAGUGUUCACACACUUCAGGAAGUUUAUAUUGAAUUGUUUGACCAGAUUGAUGAAAACCUAAAACUGGCUCUCCAACAAGAUCUGACAUCUAUGGCUCCAGGGCUCAUCAUACAGGCAGUCCGAGUUACAAAGCCAAACAUCCCAGAAGCAAUUCGGAGAAAUUAUGAGCUCAUGGAGAGUGAGAAGACGAAACUGUUGAUUGCUGCUCAGAAGCAGAAGGUUGUGGAGAAAGAGGCUGAAACAGAGCGCAAAAAGGCUCUUAUUGAGGCAGAAAAAAUUGCCCAGGUGGCUGAGAUAACAUAUGGGCAGAAGGUGAUGGAAAAAGAAACAGAGAAGCGAAUAUCUGAGAUUGAAGAUGCCGCGUUCCUUGCCAGAGAAAAAGCAAAAGCAGAUGCUGAAUGUUACACGGCCCUGAAGAUAGCAGAAGCCAACAAGCUAAAAUUGACCCCAGAAUACUUGCAGUUGAUGAAAUACAAAGCGAUUGCCUCCAACAGCAAAAUCUACUUUGGCAAAGAUAUUCCCAACAUGUUUAUGGACCACGCUGGGGCUCCUACUAAACUUUCCGAAGGGCAGGCAGAGGAAUUAAGAGAUGAAAGCUGGCUGGAAGCAGGGGAAGAUUUGUGAAGUCAGGAACGGCCAGAAGGGCAGCACAACCCUGUUUGAAUCAGUUGAACUGGUAUCUGGCUACUCGAUGUGCGGUCUCUGUCUCCCAGGAUGUGGGAAGCAUUAGGCCAGAAAGAAAAACACCCUACCUGUUCUGAAAAGACAACCUGAAAAAGCAUCGCAGCUCAGGCUUCUGACUUCAUCUUUCUUAGCAGUCCGAUGCACUGUCUUAUUGAUCUUCAUGCCGAUGGAGAAAGCAACAGCGAAUCAUGCUAAAGAAGUUGCAGUGUUCCCCUGAUUGACUCUGCCUCCACUUCAAUAAGAUGAAGCAUGCUCAAUUUUAUUUUUGGAUCAAGAGAAACCUUCCCACGUGAGAAACUCUACUAUCCCUUACAAUUGUACAUAUGCUACAGGUUAAGUCCAACAUGUAGGAAAAAACAAAUUGGAGAAUUGAAAAAGGACUCGUUCCCUCUUUUGGUAUUGGCAAAUUGGUCUUGAUAUAGCCCAACCUGAUGCCUUCUAGAAGUCUUGGGACUGCAACUCCCUAGAUUUUAAGUCACUGGGCUGACUGGAAGUCCAUGAGCUACAGUCCUAACUCUUCUGAGGGCAUAAAGUUCAGUAGGCUGAUGUCAUUUUUUUGGACAGUAUGUAGAUGAGCCAGAUCAUCUCUGCAUAUUGAAUUAUUUGCAUUCAUGAGCAUAGUAUCCAAUAACUGGAUUUCACCAGUAGCAUAUAUGUCAGUUGCAGCCUAUCCCUUCAAAAAUAAAGGUGCUAAUUUUGAAUUUUUUUUUUUAAAAAAAAGAAAUACCCACACUACAGAUUAAAGCCUUGGCAUGGAAAACUUGGAGCAUUAAACAUUAACUAAAGAUACGUCAGUUGGUGCUUAUUUCAAGAUCUGUAGAGCACAUCUAGACCCAAUGUCCACCUUCCCGCCCUGCAGAUAUUGGUAGGGAUAGUCAUUGGACAAAUGUCAGGUGAGAUGCUGCUUUUGCCCUUACAUUAAAUGCAGCUAUUCCUGGAGGAGAAGUGCUUGUCAUCUGUCUGGAAGUUUCUUUUACAAUAACAUGCAGUUUGUAGGGGAAAUGGGUAAAGAAACAUAACUUGAUUCUGGUUUUCAGCUCAUGGUCCAGAACGGGCCUGCAUAGCUGCUGAUUUGCUAAGCUUGUACGCCGCCCAAAGUCACCUUGUGUGAGAUGGACGGCUAUAUAAAUAUGAUAAAUAAAUAAAUAAAUAAAUAAAAUAAGCUUAAUGCAAUCUACCAGCCAUGUAAUUGUGGCUUCCUAGGUACUUGGCAAUCUAUUUGCAGACACAGGUCAGACUGAUCAAGACCCACGAUACAGGGCUGCAUUCUGGCCCGACUAAUCUCAAAUUGUGCGGCACCAGGGUCUCUCUUGUUCCACUGCUCUGUGGAUGAAGUCCACUGGUCCAGCAUGGCCAUGUUCUUUAGAAGGCUGCACUAGAUGGGUUUCAGGGUUGUUGAAGGCUUUCUUAUCCUAUAGCAAAAUUGCCAGGAGGUGAUAUUAUCCUGAACAGGUUCUGAUUUCCUAAUUAGCACCCCCCAGCGUGGCUUUUUGAAGUGAUCCACAAGUAGGUGAAAUAGUUUUGGAACUGAUUCUUAACACUGCUUUUUCUGGGGACAGUCCAGCAAGCACGAAUCCAAGACCCCAAGCUGCAUCCGAAUCCCUCCUUUGGCAGCAAAUAAAGUCUCAAAUGGUGCCCUUAGUGGCUCUGUAAAUGCCAAGCUGCUUAUUCCGUUCGGUGUUUAUCUUUCCAUUAAGAAUCUGGGCAGGGGGUUGCGCUUGGUCCUAGAAAUGGCUUGCUCCAAAAACCAGAUUGAGAGAACUUUCUGUUCUUCAACCCCCAAAACAGAAGGACUUUUUCAUUCUCCUUCUUGUUGGUCUGUGCUAUAAAUUUAUUUUGUGUAGGCUAAUAGGGCAUCCUGCCAAAGUCUUCUGUUCCAACCCCAAGACACUUGUGUUCAGGGUAAGAACCCUUCUAGGCCUGAAAUCCUAUUUGUAACCCAGACAGAGUCUGUAACAAAGGCCUUUUUUUCCCCUUGCAGUAGGGGAACCAUUUUUUUUUUAUCACUGAUAAAUGGUUGCUGAUUGAAUAGUUGGUGAAAAAUCAGUUGUGUCUCAGCAGCAUAUGUUUUCCUGCUUUCAUUCUGCAGCAGGUAUAGUUAUAAUGUCUUGUAGCUGGCAGGGCUAAGAGGCCCAAGCCUCUUAGGAGAUGAUACUCAAAAGUCUUUUGCCACUGAAGUCUGUAACCAGCGAUUCCCAGUUUCAGGUCAACGCCCAGUGGCCAUAAAGCCAGGAAGAAGUCCUCUUGCUAAAUCAUCUGUUGUGUCUCUUCCACAAAUUGUCAGACCUGCAGGCUUACUUAGUUCUUUCUCAAAGUAUGCUUUGCCUAUGCCAAACAAAGACCAAGCAGAAAAGCUUUCUGUUUGCUUCUUGCUCUCUUUCCUUUUCUGAUUUUUCAAACACCCUGGUGUAAUUUUCUGAUCAAGUGAGAUGUCCUCCACCUUUCUGGGAAUAAGCUGGUGAAAAAUCCCCAUUGUUCAAUCUUGCUAAAUUUCCCAAGUGAGAGGGUGCUCUUUAGAGAAUGCUGGUUUUCAGUCUUCAUGGGAGAUUUUUGUCAGUCUGAUUACAGUCCUUGGCUCUUGCAGUGUGGCUUUGGGAGAGUGGGUUAUUUCCACAUUAGCGUUUUUUUCAAUAUGCAAGAGGGAUUGUGGCCUAAGAAGAGGCAAGCCUUUUUGUAAAAUGGGGACUACUUUUAAGAAUCUGUGGCUGCAAACUAAAUAAAGGGAGUCUCAGGCGCUUUGCCACAUGUGCCUUAAAUUUCAAAUGUGCUUUUCCUUAGCCUGUUCCCCUCACCUUCAGUUGCUUUCUUCCCCGUGUCUUCAGAGUGUAAGCUGAGCUAAUGUAACAUCCAGAUGUCCUCUGGAGUGAAGGAAGCUCUAUUGAGAGCAUGUACCUGUUCCACUAAAAAUGGGGGGGGGGGAAUUCUUAGAAGCUAACAUGAACAUGCUAAGAAACCCUUGGUUAUGAAUCCAGAGAAAACAGUGCUCUAUCCCAUGAAUAACCUUUACUAUUAUAUGAGUUUUUAUGGAGGUGAUAAAACUUAUACUUGGGCUGUAUUAUACUUCAAAUUGUCAGCAUUGGAGAUGCAAGAGGUCACACAAUUGGACAGGUCAACUAAUUAUAAAAAUAUCCUGCAUGCAUAUAUGAUUGGUUGGUAUCCUUGAGAUGUUAGCUUUUGGGGAAUGACUUUUUAAUACAGGAGCACUCAAAUCAUGUGAACCCUCACCCUUCAAUUGACAAGGGUACUGUUGGUUGUCCCACUCUGUGUUAGAAUUUGGCCUUUGCUGUGCAGUUGAAUUUAACAGUGUUUACAACACAAUAUAGGCUGUAGGGAAAGCAAAGAAUAAGAAGCAUAAAGUAUACUUCCUUUUGUGUGGCUUCUUUUGUUGUGCACAAAUAAAGGCUUGUGAGAGUUAUGGUGUCAUUACCCCCAAGUUCAUGGGGAGAAGCCUGUUAAAAUGUGCCAUUGGCUUUCACACACUGCAUUGUUCUGAGUUUGUGCUGCUUGUUGAGAUCCCUAGAAUUGUAGUAACAUCAGGAUUGUAGUCUUGGAUUAUUCUGGUUUUUAUGGACCAUCUCACCCCUUAUAAAGUAACUUGGCAUACUUCCAUGUGUGAUAAAUGCAAGCUAUAAGGCAUUAGGUCCAUUAACAUGUUGUUUUGUAAUAUACUUGCCGUUCUUUCAAAGAAGCCCAUUUCCCACUAAGACCAAGCAAAAAAGGAAUGGGAUGAUUUCUUAAACGUGAGAAGCAGCCUUCAGUUUUAAGUACAAUCUGAGGUUAUAUCAAGUCUAAUUCUGAAAAUAUUGGGGCCUUAAUGAGCCCAAACCAAACUUUGACAAUGAAAUAGGCAGUACUAGAUCAGUUUUCUUCAUUCUGAUACUCUCCAGGUGUUAUGAGAGGUCCAGCACAUCUGGAGGACACGAGGUCACGGAAGGCUUAUACCACAGGGAAUUUGAUUGGGCUGGAGGGGUUGUACUAGAAAAUGCAUUUCUCUUCAUAGAAGUACUCCCCUUUUAUCAGACUCUGCCCAUCCUCAGUUACCUUCCAGCAGCAGCUGCAAAAGACUGAUGGGGCUCCUGCAGGUCAAUUAACUGGCAGCAGAUUGUCUCCAGCUAAGUCUAUCCCAUUUCUGUUUGUAUCAGAAAAUAUUCAAAAUCAUGUUGAUACCUAAGUCUGUAUUUCUGGCUUCGGUCAUGUUCUUGUUGAUUUGUUUCAGCUUGUUUGCAUAUAGAAGUUGCAAGUUGUUGCUUGUCAACUCAAGGUACAGAAAGUUAGAAACAAAUGGUUCAGAAAUGGUAUGGUAGAAUACUUUAGGCACUAAAAUGGGUCUGUAACCAUUCUUCAUACUCUUACUUUCUGAACUGUACAGUUGAAUUCCAUUGUCUGUGUCACGUCCAAUCUUGCAAUAGAAGAAAGCUACUAUUUUGCGGGCUUUCUUCCCACUAAAGUUUGCAGAAACAAUUAUGUGUGCACUAGAAUAUAAAAAUAAAGUUAAUAAGCAUUCACAUAAGAUUUAUGGGAGCAAUGGCAUUUGAUUUUUUUUUUCCUCCAUGGAUAAAAGAUUAGGAUUUCUCUCUCUCUCUCUCUCUCUUUGCUCAAGCUUUUUUAAACUAG